Molecule: messenger RNA, 273 nt
Organism: Alexandromys fortis (reed vole)
Lineage: Eukaryota; Metazoa; Chordata; Mammalia; Rodentia; Cricetidae
Product: small proline-rich protein 2D-like
Exons: 1
Coding region: 1-273 (90 amino acids)
Cellular component (GO): cornified envelope
Source: RefSeq, a predicted model, not a curated record
AUGUCUUACCAAGAGCAGCAGUGCAAACAGCCCUGCCAGCCUCCUCCUGUGUGCCCACCCACAAAGUGCCCUGAGCCUUGUCCUCCUCCAAAGUGCCCAGAACCUUGUCCUCCCCCAAAGUGUCCUGAGCCUUGUCCUCCCUCAAAGUGUCCUGAGCCCUGUCCUCCUCCUAAGUGCCCCGAGCCUUGCCCCCCUCAGCCAUGCCAGCAGAAAUGCCCUCCUGUGCAACCUCCUUCACCCUGCCAGCAGAAGUGCCCACCCACGAGCAAGUGA